Molecule: messenger RNA, 1746 nt
Organism: Cyprinodon tularosa
Lineage: Eukaryota; Metazoa; Chordata; Actinopteri; Cyprinodontiformes; Cyprinodontidae
Product: retrotransposon-like protein 1
Exons: 4
Coding region: 436-1053 (205 amino acids)
Cellular component (GO): plasma membrane
Source: RefSeq, a predicted model, not a curated record
CCCCCCUUCCUCCCUACUGCUCUCUUCUCAUCUGCAUACAUGCUGUGACUUUUUUCAAACGCACCCUUGCUGAUAUGUAAGCUAGACCCAGUUGCAUUGCAAGUGUUCAGUCUUUUCGCGCCGCAAACCGUAGACAUAUCUUUUCCAGACAACUUUGCAGGCUGACUGGGGGUGCACAAUUAUCACUUUGACAGGAAACCAGCAGCCCUGAGAGCGGUCUGUCGAACUUCCUGUCUUUCAAGUUAUUGCAGACAGCACAAAGGGUGAAUACAGUACCGACAUUGUAAGCUAUAAAAUAAAACACACGGAUGGAUCGUCUGAUGACAAGUUCAGUGUUCCCUUGAAAGUUCCAGGAGUUUUUGACUGCACGGCUCAGCUGAAACAAACACAUUUAAGUUUUCUUCUCAAUUAACAAAAGGUUUGACGCAAAGGAAAAUGACAGAAAAUCCAGCCACUAGAACUGUGGUGGUUCUUUUCGUCACCCUGGUGAUCCUAAUUGUACUGCUUAUUUUCUUGUACAAAAAAUUAAACAGGGAGGCAAACAAUGAAUAUACAAUCAGAGAAAUCAUAUACAAGGAGGGUGGGGUCAGGGAUCGGGUUAGAGGGGCAGUAUUAGCUGUGGAAAGUCAUCUUGGCAUCCAGCUGUGGCCUGAAGGCAACGAUGAAGAGGAAGACAUGCAGGACGAGCAGGAUGAGGAGAGAGACGUGGAGAAUGGAGAAGAGAGGAGUGAUGGGAGUGAUACAGAUGGAGAGGAUGAACAAGAGGGGGACAGUGGGGAUCACAGUGCUGGCUCAUUCCCAAAAGAAGGCGAUAACUCCAGUGUGAACAGUUCAGAGGCAGGUGAGGAAGAUGAGCUGAUGGAUAGUAAACCAGAGUUAUAUGAGGAGGAUAAAAUUGAGGAAAAGCAGGAAAAAGAGGUAAAAGAAGAAGGUAAAGCAGAAGCAAGCGGUGGGACUGGAUUGUUGAUCGACCUGAAGCAGUUUUCUGGUAGUGCUAUUUGGUCAGAAGAGGACGGAGGUGAGGGCCGGGCUAGUGAUGUGACAGCACUGUAAAACGACAAGUAAAGCUGGGAGGGAUAGAAAACUUUUUCAUAAAGAAGGCGAGAUCACAGAUCAAAUUAAGACAUAGUGAAGCAUAGAAAUAAAACUAGAAAAACAGCAUAAACUUAGUUCAAUUCUUCUCAUGUUACAUAUUUUAUCUUAAUGCCGUGAUGGCUGAAUAAAGCUGUUAUAUAUAUCCAAUUGGAUGUUCCUUGUAAAGAUUGUGUAAAGUUUGUCAUCUGUGACUUUGAAAUGUUUUUUAAUGCCUUAAAUGUUUUCUGCAAACUUAAUAGAAAUCUAAAGUCAGAGAAUAUUGUAUUUCUAUUUUCUCACUGUUGUUUGCUGUAAAGUGUAAACGUAAUGUCUUCAGUUCAGUUUUUAAAGCGGAAAUAAAAAUAAAUACAUUAAGCUUUUCUAUGUAAACUAAUUAAGAAAAUGUACUUAAAGAUUAUAUCACUUCUCUUAUAAGGGAUUGUAGAACAGUGAACAACUGCUAAAAAAAGGUAACCAAUUUAACAAUAUAUGUUAAAGAUUUUUUUUUUGUUUCUGUAUCAUCAGGGAGUAACAUUUUAAAACAAAACAACAUGUCCAACAACUGGCUGCAUAACAUGCAGCGUUCAACGUUAUUUUUUGCUACAACAUAAACCAAACCACAAAUGUAACUUUGUGUUCCCAUUCCAUAAUUGUUGAAUAAAAUGUUGAAAA